UGAGGCCUUAGAUCAUUACCUUUUUCUGGUUCCUCACUCUGUUUUACUCUAAUGGGUCCCAGAACUCCUUCCCCUGACCACUUAACAGAAUCAGAAAGUGAAGUAAAAGAAGAAAACAUUUGGCACAUAAACAGUGUCUAUUCUAGAGAAUGGAAUUCCUCUAAAGAAGAGGAACAACCCAUAGCACCCAGCCUAGCAACACAUCUCAAGAGUCUUAGCUGGCAAGUGAAGGGCCUUUUAAAUUACUCUAUAACUUGGAAAUCCUUAACUCCUAAUUCCUGGUUAUAUCAUACUACCCUCUUGGAUCCAAGUACACCAGUCCACAUACUUCAAGAGAUAGGUCUCUCCUUGUUCUCCCAUUGUUCCCACUGGGUGACUAAACUGGAACCAAUUCCUGAAUGGCCCCCACUGGCUUCUUUUGGAGUCCUACCUUUUCAGAAGCCCCUUAAAAGUCCUGGCUAGCUCUCUAGAGAUUAUGCCACUCUAAAUGGAGCCCUGCAAUUUGCCACCAAACACUUAAGCUGAACACUGAGUAGAGCCACUCCCAUACUAGAAUACUUGAUUCCUGACUCACCUGCCUCUAGUUGUUGCUGUGACUGGCAUAAAUUGGUUAGGGAAACCACCUGCCCUGAACCCCUUGACUACUCCUACACUAACUUCCAAAAGGCAAUUAACAAACUCCUAACUACAUCACUAUAA
Molecule: messenger RNA, 699 nt
Organism: Heterocephalus glaber (naked mole-rat)
Lineage: Eukaryota; Metazoa; Chordata; Mammalia; Rodentia; Bathyergidae
Gene: Dcaf16
Product: DDB1 and CUL4 associated factor 16
Cellular component (GO): Cul4-RING E3 ubiquitin ligase complex
Source: RefSeq, a predicted model, not a curated record